GUGCAGAACAUGUCCCAGUCCAUUGAAGUCCUAAACCUGAGGACACAGAGGGACUUCCAGUAUGUGAUGAAGAUGGAGAACCAGAUGAAGGGGCUCAGGACCAAGUUCAGACAGAUUGAGGAAGAUCGCAAAACCAUCAUGGCCAGAAACUUUAAGGAGCUGAAGGACCGGAUGGAUGAACUGCAGCCGCUGAUCCCCGUGCUGGAGCAGUACAAAACAGAUGCUAAGCUAAUCUCCCAGUUCAAAGAGGAGAUCCGGAACCUGUCAGCUGUUCUGACGGGCAUCCAGGAGGAGCUGGGGGCCUACGAUUACGAGCAGCUCUACCAGAGAGUCAUCAGCCUCGACAGCCGCCUGCGCAACUGCAUGAGCAAACUCACGUGCGGGAAAUUAAUGAAAAUCACAGGACCCGUGACUGUAAAGACAUCUGGGACCCGGUUCGGCGCAUGGAUGACUGACCCACUGGCGUCUCCGAGAAACAACAGAGUAUGGUACAUGGACACCUAUACCAACAGCAAGGUGGUGCGUGAGUACAAGUCCAUGGCAGACUUUGUCUCAGGCCUGGAGUCCCGGACCUACUACCUUCCAUUCAAGUGGGCCGGGACCAACCACGUGGUGUACAAUGGCUCACUGUAUUACAACAAGGAGCAGAGCAACAUCAUAGUGAAGUACAGCUUCGAGACGGGCCGGGUCCUGGCCCAGCGGGCACUAGAGUACGCCGGCUUCCACAACGUGUACCCAUACACCUGGGGCGGCUUUUCCGACAUCGACCUUAUGGCCGACGAGCUGGGCCUGUGGGCCGUCUACGCCACCAAUCAGAAUGCCGGGAACAUCGUGAUCUCCCAGCUGGAGCCGCAGACGCUGGAGGUUCAGCGGACGUGGAACACAGAGUACUCCAAGCGCAACGCUGGAGAAUCUUUCAUGAUCUGCGGGACACUGUACAUCACCAACUCCCACCUGACCGGCGCCAAGGUCUACUAUUCCUACAACACCAAGACGUCCACCUACGAGUACACGGACAUCCCCUUCCACAACCAGUACUUUCACAUCUCCAUGCUGGACUACAAUGCUCGGGAGAGGGCGCUCUAUGCCUGGAACAACGGCCACCAGGUUAUAUUCAACGUCACGCUGUACCACGUCAUCAAAACGGAGGAUGACUCAUAA
This is a messenger RNA of Colossoma macropomum (tambaqui), 1161 nucleotides long. It is a transcript of the gene olfm3a, whose product is annotated as olfactomedin 3a. Gene Ontology annotation, biological process: signal transduction. Lineage: Eukaryota; Metazoa; Chordata; Actinopteri; Characiformes; Serrasalmidae. The transcript is spliced from 4 exons. The record is from RefSeq and is a predicted model, not a curated record. The coding region runs from base 10 to 1161 and encodes 383 amino acids.